Molecule: messenger RNA, 255 nt
Organism: Dovyalis caffra
Lineage: Eukaryota; Viridiplantae; Streptophyta; Magnoliopsida; Malpighiales; Salicaceae
Source: the annotation of a GenBank genome assembly
AUGGUGUCCUUCUUCUCUUCGCCAGGAGCGCUAGUGGACACGUUGGUGAGGAUGGCCCGUUCUCUCCACUCGCAGCUCGCAGGGCCCGCAUUCGCUGAUGGGCGGAGAGCAGCUGAUAAUCAAACCUAUUGCCUGCCCAGCUCUAUAAGGUAUUCCAACGGGGAUCUUCUCGCUCGGGUAAAUGAUGGGCUCUUAGUGGGCAAUCCCCUUUUCUCUUUGCUGUUGCUUUCGAAUCCGCAGAUAGGCGAGACCUAG